GCUUGUAGUUUUGUGGUUGUAGUUGUCCAGCAAAGGAAGAAUGGCUGACGUUAAACCAAUUAAUGACUCCACUGAGAACAGUGAUGAGGAAACGCCUCUCAUUGCAUCACAACCAAAAUGGCGGCAACCAAGAACGAUCGUAGUCGAACCCUUGCUGUGCAUUGUGGCUAUGUGUUGGAAAGGUCGGAUUCCUCUGAUACAGUACUACCUCACGGAACGGUUUACUUCACAGAAUCCAGUGCUUUCAAAUGAAUCGUAUGCUCCUCUAACGAAUGGGAAUGAUACAUGUUCUAGCAACCGCAGUGACCCAUGGUACAUAGCAACUCAACAUGUCCAGGAAAAGACCUCGCAAUGGAUACUCUAUCAAAACAUGGUGAUGUUCACUUUGGCCUUGCUUUCUGUGCCAUUUUACGGUGCGUUUUCUGACUACGCUGGCAGACGCAUUGUCCUUUUGAUCCCCUGUGUGGGCUUUGCACUCCACAUGUUGGUGAAUACAUUGGUGAUCUUUCUGAACCUGGAGCCGUGGAUAAUGCUCAUAGGAGCAGCGAUCGAUGGCAUCAGUGGUUCACCGAGAGCAUUAUCUAUGGCAGCUUGGGCGUACAUCGCUGACACGAACGUCAAAGAAGCACGUGCGAGACGCUUUGUCUUGUUGGAGGCCUGCUACGGCUUUGCAUCAGGAGCUGCUCAGAUUGCUCUUGGGUAUUGGAUAAAAGCAACAAGUAUACUACCUCCCUCUAUAUUUCUGACAGGAUGUCUGUUGUUCUGCUUCAUCUAUAUCAUGUUCUUCGUCCCUGAGCCACGAGUCCUGAGAAGAGAGAGACUUGGUGUCUGUGACUAUCUGUCUGGUAUGGUGCAGGUUUAUACCAAGAAAGAUCCUGAUGGACAACGUCAUCGAGGACAGCUCCUGAUACUCCUACUUGCCUUGUUCCUUUACGUCACACCAGGGACAAACAAGGCAUCCUUGCUGACCCUCUUUACGACAGACCCUCCUCUCUGUUGGGGAGCUGUCUUAGUUAGUUAUAGUUAUGGUGCGAUCUACACCUCUGAGAACCUCGGCGGUCUGGUGGGUGUACUGGUCUUCAAGCGGCUUGGCCUGACUGAAGCUGGGAUAGGUGUGGUCUCAUUACUCUCUGCCUUGCCUUGUUAUGUCAUGAUUGCAUUUAGUUGGAAGACUUGGAUGGUUUUCGUUGCAAGUGUGUUUGUGUUAUUCGGCAACCUGAUAUAUCCCAUGAUCGUGACCCUCAUAUCAAAUGCCUGCGAAGCCAAUGUCCAAGGUUCAGCGAUGUCAGGAGUCAUCUGGAUUGACACGCUCUGUUCCCUCUUUGGAGGUGUGCUGCUCAAUGAGAUAUAUCAGGAGACACUCUUCUUUAUGAAUGGGUUUGUCUUCCUCGUCUGUGGUGGCAUGGUUGGCCUGAGUCUUCUUGUCUUCAUUUGUGCAACUUUCGUGAUAAAACAGCCACAGCAUGUGCCAAAGUAAAGCUGUCUGAUGAGGUCCACAAGACUCCUGGAGCAGUCCAUUGCGUCAUCCUAAUUGGGUCUCCUUAUGUGAGGAACGAGGUCGGUCCACUGCAUCCUGAGUGUAGUCUCCACCAUCAUGCAGCAUGUUAGGAC
This is a messenger RNA of Lineus longissimus, 1611 nucleotides long. Its product is annotated as proton-coupled folate transporter-like. The transcript is spliced from 4 exons. Bases 41 to 1477 code for a protein of 478 amino acids. Gene Ontology annotation, cellular component: membrane. Lineage: Eukaryota; Metazoa; Nemertea; Pilidiophora; Heteronemertea; Lineidae. Gene Ontology annotation, molecular function: transmembrane transporter activity. The record is from RefSeq and is a predicted model, not a curated record. Gene Ontology annotation, biological process: transmembrane transport.